Molecule: messenger RNA, 534 nt
Organism: Cryptomeria japonica (Japanese cedar)
Lineage: Eukaryota; Viridiplantae; Streptophyta; Pinopsida; Cupressales; Cupressaceae
Product: UDP-glycosyltransferase 85A1-like
Exons: 1
Coding region: 1-534 (177 amino acids)
Source: RefSeq, a predicted model, not a curated record
AUGGCGAUGUAUGGUGGAAACGAUGUCACUGUGCACGCAGUUUUGGUGCCCUUUCCUGCGCAGGGUCACGUCAACUCUUUCAUUCAUCUCGCCGAUCUCUUGGCCGCACGGGUUUUUUUCAUCACUUUCGUCAACACAAAGUGGACUGAGAAAUGCAUGUUUCGAAGUACAGAGCUCAAGUCGGAACAGCAGCACUCCAAACCCAAUUUCCAAUUUUUGUCGUUCCCGGAUGGCUUACCGCCGGAUCACGGCCGCACCACCCAUCUGGGCGAGCUAUUUACAACGCUGGCAAAGCGUGGAGAGGCCUUGGAAGCUCUCCUCCGCACUGACAGUGGGAACGGUGUUCCUCCCAUCACGUGCGUCGUGGCAGACUGUUGCAUGUCGUGCACUGUAUCAGCAGCCGCCAAAAUGCGAGUGCCCAGAGUCGUCUUUUGGCCUGUUUGUGCCGCUAUCUCUAUUGCUUCAAAAUACUCUCAUUCUCUCAUUUCCCAGGGCCACAUUCCUGUCAAGGGUAUUCUUCUGCUCUGCUUUUAA